CUAAGUGAUAAGAGUUUAUAAUAAAAAGCGAUCAGCGGUUUAGAAAAAACAAAACAUUUCAACGAGGAAAUUAUUAGUUCGUAAAACAGAGCGAGAACCAACACGUCCUAAUCUAACAAUUCACUGAUUUAUUGUGAUAAUAAUAAAAACAUGUUUCACAGUAAAAUAAACAAAAAGCGACAGGCUCAAAUGAUAUCCCUCAUGCAAACUCUAAAUGACUGCUCAGAAGAAGAUAGACCACAAAAAGUGCAUUCCAUCAAAAUAUUGACCGCUCAAGAAUUUUUCGACACCAAGAAAUACGCACAGGCGAUAAAUAUAUUUAAACAACUUAACAUCGAGCCUACUGACGUAAUAAAAUUGAUACCGGAACUGGAUAAUAAACCUGGGAAAUGUGGGAAAAUAAAAGGAGAAGACUUGAGGAAUGCAGUAAGAGCUUUGGUUGAGUAUUUGAAGUGGAAAAAGAAAAGUGUGGGAGAAGCGAAUGGUCAAGAUGGACAGAGUGUUCUGGAACUUAUUGAUACAACGCUGCUGAAAUGUUAUGUGCAGUUGAACGACACCAAAGCUCUGAUAGACUUACUUCGCGAAAACAACUACCAGUUAGAAGAAGCAGAGAACAUUCUAACACUUCACGAAAGAUUCUCUGAAUUGGUAAUUUUGUACCAAACGCACGGGCAUCAUUGGAAGGCUCUGCAACUAUUGAAAGAACAGGCUAAGCACUCAGACUUGAGUCAAAUGCGGCAUCGCAUGACGAUUCACUAUUUACAAAAAAUGGGAACAGAAAACUUAGAUAUCAUCUUCGAGUUUUCUGAUAGCAUACUGAAAGAACAGCCUGAAGAGGCCCUGAAAAUAUUCACCGAAGACAAAAUUGAAGUGAAAAACCUUCCCAGAGAAAAUAUUCUAAAUUUUAUAAAAAAUAACCACAAGUCGCUAGUUGUGCCUUAUUUGGAACAUAUUAUUCAUACGUGGAAUGAGAAUAGUGCUUUAUUUCAUAAUGAAUUAAUUAUUCAAUAUACGGAACGCAUAAUGGACAAAGAUGCUGACAGCCAAGAUCUGUCCCAUACGAAGUCGAAACUGCUGUCGUUUCUACAAACAUCUACGCAUUACACUCCGGAGUCUGUAAUAGCGCAUUUUCCGACCGAUAGUCUGUUUGAAGAGAGGGCCGCCAUUUUGGAAAAGUUGGGACGUCAUGAACAGGCGCUAGCUAUUUACAUACACAUUUUAGGUGACAUCAACUGCGCCAUCCAAUACUGCGAAAAGACCCACAACAUCCAUGACGAAGACACCCGAGACAUAUACAUCGUGCUUUUACAAUUCCUUGUGAACCCGCAACAGGGCCCAGUUGGGGCCAUGGCCAAACUACCGAGACAUCCGAGGACCGAGAAACCGGAUUUGGAGGCGGUAUUUAGUAUAUUAGAGAAGCAUGCUGAUAAAAUUUGUCCUGUUAAGGCUUUAUCUGUGCUGCCGGACUCUUUGCCACUCUCGAGACUAAACUACUAUUUGCAAUACGCAAUGGACAACCAACUAGCGAUAAAACGCAGCACACAAGUUUUGAAGGGGUUGCUGUAUGCAGAACAAUUGCAGAUAGAAGAUUUGAAAGAAUACUACGAAUCGAAGAGUAUCCUCGUCUCGGAGUUCAACGUGUGUCGAGUCUGCAAGAAGAAGUUUCGGAACCAGAAUGCUCUCAUGCUUUACCCAAACGGUACCGUCGUACACUACUCGUGUGGUUUAACCAAAUAAUGGGGCAGUGAGAAGGCCGUGAUGGAGAAGGAGAUAAAGUAAUGUCUAUUUUCUUAUUUGUUGUUCAGUCGGUUUCAGAUCGUUUUUCAAUAGAAAAGAAAGUGAUUUAUUACUAAUAAUGGUUUUAAUUUCCAAUGGUAGAAAAGCCCUAGAAUUAUGCGGAUCGCUAACGGUACCGUCGUACACUACUCGUGUGGUUUAACCAAAUAAUGGGCAGUGAGAAGGCCGUGAUGGGGAAGGAAAUAAUUAAGUAGUCUAUGAUUUUUUUUUGUAAAUCGGCUCCAGAUCAGUUUGAAAAUACAUAGUAAAACAGAUUAUUACUAAUAAUGGUUUUAAUCUGUAGUUGUAGUAGAGCCCUAGAAAUCAUAUCUUACGAUAAUGGAACCGUCGAACACUACUCGUAUAGUCUAAGCAAGUGAUAUGGCAUUGAGAAGGGCGUGGUGGGGAAGUAGAGGUAAUUACGUUGUUUGUUUGUGCU
Leguminivora glycinivorella is the source of this 2215-nucleotide messenger RNA. RefSeq names its product vam6/Vps39-like protein. The transcript has 8 exons. The coding region runs from base 151 to 1737 and encodes 528 amino acids. The record is from RefSeq and is a predicted model, not a curated record. Gene Ontology annotation, biological process: intracellular protein transport; autophagy; endosomal vesicle fusion. Gene Ontology annotation, cellular component: cytoplasm; membrane. NCBI's taxonomy places the organism in Eukaryota, Metazoa, Arthropoda, Insecta, Lepidoptera, Tortricidae.